This is a messenger RNA of Linum trigynum, 5187 nucleotides long. The record is from the annotation of a GenBank genome assembly. Lineage: Eukaryota; Viridiplantae; Streptophyta; Magnoliopsida; Malpighiales; Linaceae.
AUUACAGAUUACAAUAUAUACAAAAUAGUCAUAUAAAUAUUACAAACAUGAUAGAUAAAAAUGACAAACAAGAAUAAUAAAUAAUACAAAGCGAAUUGAUAUAAACAAUAUAAACUGAACUUAUAAACAUUACAAUAUAGGUUGACAAACAUCACGAAUCCAGCACUGUUGCCGGAAAAUCAUCCACCACUAUCUCUAAUCGCCGAAAAAGUUGAAAAGAAAUCUCUCUCUACUAGGGGCAGAGAGAAUUUCCUAGGAUAGAAUGGCCACCCCUCCCCUAGGAAAAAUGGCCACACGCUGCCGGAGGAUAGGACGGCGGGACCGGAAAAAAUGGCCACGCCCUCGGAGAAGGGAGACGCGAUGGUAGUGAAGGGCUGUAUUUUUUAUUUAUUUUAAUUGAUAAAUAAAAUUAAAUAAUUCUUGUAAUUACUAUAUUGUCAUUCAUUUAAAUUGAUUAGUUUGAGCCAUUAGAAUUUAAUGAGGUUGAAUGGUUGAAAUUAACUUAGUAAUGUGACUAAGGGACCCCUUUAUACACCUGAUGUUAGUCCUUCUAUAGAUAACAAAACCCAGCUGUUUUACUGCCAAUUCAUUAUUCAUACUUUCUUAUUAUUUAAAUACAAAAAAUUAUAGGAUGCCUCCAAAAUCUAAGCAAGCAAAAUCCAAAUCCUACUAGAGAGUUGAUAAGGUGCAUACCCUAUCAAUAAAACAUUUCACCUUCUAAUUUUUAACGAAUUUGGACAAAAAUAGAGGUUGACCAUAUUAAAAAAAAAUUAUAAAAAAAAGACUUUGAUUAAUCAAAAGUCUCAUCUCUCUUCACUAAAAUUCGUGUAAUUCAAAGACUAAAACAAACAAAUCAAGUAGGAAUUACCAGAUCACUCCUCUGGAUCCUAAUCCAAAUUAAUAAAUCGUCCCAAUUAACUGGUAUGAGGUUACUUUAUGCGUUGUGCUGGGAGAUUUGAAAGUAACGAAAUGCUAGAAUUUUCAAGGAUGAGUUGAAAUCGUGGAAGGUGAUCGUUCAUAGGAUCAGGAGGAGCCUCCUCAAUCGGGGAGCUGUGCACAGAAGCAUUAGUACACUUAGUAAGAAGAUUAACGAACCAGACUCGUUUUUUAUUCAGGAGCUUGCUUGUGGUUUUAGGUGUAAUUGGUUCUGUGUAUACGUAUAAUAUGUUGUUCUACUAUUUUUUACAUCAAACAUCCCUUUUAUUAUUUCGUUUUAUCAAAUAUGCUCCUAAUAUUUUUUUUCCCCUUCUUAUCUUCCCUUCUGCCCUUCUCGGAUCACUUCUGGCGAUCUGGGAUGGGUGUGCAGACCUUGUUUUCUUUUCUUUUUCAGGUUUGAGUAAUAUAUUCACCCUUAUAUAAAAAAAUAAAAAAUUGGGAUGGACAUUUGUAGAUUAAUGUUUUGCACGAAUUUUGUACUAAUCAACUCCCUAGCAGAUAAUAAUCUAAAUGUUAAAUUCAGACCUGCAAAACCUGAAUGGCUUGUAUCUUAAUUAUGAAAUGCUGCUACUACGGUGAUCUUGAUUGAUUUGAAGGAUGUAUUAUCCAUUAAGAGCCCGAAAGGUGUUUCAUGUAUGAGUUUGCACUUUGCACUAUAACUCAUGGCCUCUCCAACUAAGGUUUCGUUUGGAAGGAUUAAUUAAUUGUAUGGUAUUUGUUAGGUGAAAUAACUCAGAAAUAACAAGUGUGGUAUUUGUCUAUUAUUUGGGGGAAUUCAACCAUAAAAUUAUGUUGUUUAGAUGAACCAUAUAAAUUAAUUAUUUAACUUAUGAUAUUUGUAAGAAAAUACUAUGAUACCCUUGUUAUGAAGGAUGGAUCAUUUAUAUACUUAAUCCCACCAACAAAUCCCUAAUCAUAUUGGUCUUAUAUCACAAUCCACUCCCAUGGUAAGACAAUCUAAUGAUACACAUACCCUAUGUUUGGUCAAGCUUUUAGAAGUGUUUUUCGCCUUCAAAAGGUUAAGGCAGGGCCAAACACAUCUAAAAUUUUGGAUUUUGAAAAGCUAAAAAGGGCUUGAAAAGCUGUUCUGAAAAUACAAGAUUAUCCUUAUCAAAUUUUAAUUUUAUUUCAAAAAAUCUAAUUUUAUUUCAUUUAUUUUAUUUUAAAAAUAAAAUAAAAUUUAAAACUAUAUUAUUUAAAAUAAAAUAAAUCUAACAAGAAUACAAGAUCCAUAUUGACUACUUUUUAUUGUUUAGAAUUUUUAUUCAUAUUUUAUACUAUAAGUCCUUUAUAGUAAUUUUACACAGCCUCUCAUAUCAAAAAUAACUUCUAAUAGUUUUUCAACCAAACACUCAACUGUUUUUUUUUUUUUUUUGAAAAAUACUUCUCUAAAAGUUUAAGCCAGAAGCUACUUCUCCAAAAACUACAACAGGGCCAAACUAUCCCAUAAUACCACUUGUCAUCUAACUUUGCAUGAAAAUCAUUGUUAGCAACUACAUGGUAUGUAAUGGUACAUCAUACAUAUAUCAUGUGUAUUUUUUUACAUCAAGACAACUACAUACAUGCAUCAGCAUACAUCAUACUCAGUUUCGUCUAAAGUUUUAUGGGGAUUAAGCAUUGGACCUUGUUGAUGGAGAACCUGCUUCGAUCCAAGUAGAAUUGGGUUGUGACUAGCCUUGGUUUCAAAGAACCAGCUGCAUGAGAAGAGCUCACUGGAGCUCAGCUGAAGAACUUAGAAGAGUUGAGGUUGAAAGACCGGAAAGCCAAGAACUACUUAUUCAGUUCCAUCGACAGAACUCUUCUGAAGACAAUUGCAAAGAAAGGCAUUACAAGAGAGCUAUGGGAAUCCAUGAAAGAGAAGUUUCAGGACAUUCCUAGGGUGCAGAAGGCACAAUUACAUGUACUCAGACGUAAUUUUCAACUCCCUGAAAUGGAUUAAAAUGAAACUGUGUCUGAGUACUUUGGCAGAGUCAUGGUGAUUGCAAACACCAUGAGAAAUUGUGGUGAAGACAUGCCCGACGAGAAAAUAAUGGAGAAGAUUCUCGGAACAUUACCCGAUAAUUUCAAUUAUGUGAUUUGCUCUAUCAAGGAAUUCAAAGAUAUUGAUCUCCUAACAAUUGAUGCACUUCAAAAUUCUCUUCUGGUGCAUGAACUAAAAUUCAACAAAAAGUUUGUCACAACUAUGAUAGAAGAGGAUCAAGUUCUUAGGAUUUCUCUUGAGCAUGAAAGAGGAGGAAGAGGUCAAGGGAGAGGCUUCUAUCCAGGAAGAGGUAGAAUUAGAGGCAGAGGUGGAACAAAGAAGCAAUUGAGUGCUUCAGGUGCCACAAACUGGGGCAUUUCAAGUAUGAAUGUCCUGAGUGGUACAAUGACCAACAUGCUCAUUAUGUUGAUUCCACUAAGGUGAUAACAAGAGCACAAGAAGAUCUGAAAGAUGAUAUGUUGCUCAUGGCAUCGAUCCCAAAGAUUCAAUAGAGUUGGAGUAGGAGACACUAGGACUGAUGGCCCUACUAGAAGAGGUGAAACAAGACAAGCAUGAGCAAUGUUGGUUUCUUGACUCAGGGUGCAACAACCAUAUGACUGGGGACAAGAGGUGGUUCUAAUCUAGAUAAUGGUGCUAAUGUAACUGUAAGGCUUAGAAAUGAUAUCAAAUUGGAAGUGGUAGCAAAGGGAAGUAUUAAAAUUGAGGAUGCCGAAAUGCAUUUGAUUAUUACUGAUGUGUUCUACCUUCCUGGUCUCAGAACAAAUCUCUUGAGCAUUGGCCAACUGCAAGAAAGGCUUAGCCAUUCUUAUUAAGGAUGGCAGCUGCAAAAUCUUCCAUGGAGAGAAGGGUUUGCUUCUGCAAACUGAGAUGAAAUCGAAUAGGAUGUUUGUCAUCCAUUAUGAACUUGGAAUAACUCAACAAGAGGCACAAUGCUUCCAAACUGCAAGCAGUGGGGAGAAGGAACUGGCCUUAUGGCAUAGAAGGUUUGGUCACAUCUACCACAAGGAUAUGCAAUAGCUGAAACAGAAAGGCUUUAUGGUCGAUUUGCCACAGUUGAAGGGUGAACUAGGAGUCUAUGCUACUUGUCUCAAAGGCAAGCAACAUAGGAAACCUUUUCACAAGAAAACAAGUGGAGAGCAUGUGAAAGGAUGCAACUGAUUCAUGCGAACCUAUGUCGACCUCUUACUCCAAUGUCAAAUGGUGACAAAAUGUAUAUUCUUACCUUAACUGAUGAUUUUAGUAGAAAGCUAUGAGUCUGUUUUCUAUCUGCAAAGUCAAAAACUUUGGAUUGGUUUAAGAAGUUUAAGGCUCAAGUUGAGCAAGAGACUGGUUUAAUGAUUCAAGGAUUGAGGACUGCUAGAAAACGGGAAUUCAUGCUCACUGAAUCAUAGAUCUUUGUGAUGAUCUAGGCAUUAAAAGACAAUUCAUUGCUACUUUAACACCCUGGCAGAAUGGGGUGGCUGAAAAAAAAAAGAAUAGAACAAUGCUAAAUAUGGUGAGAUGCAUGCUAGUAGACAUGAAGGUACCUGUUGCUUUCUGGCCAAAAGCUGUUGCUUGGACCACUCAUGUCCUCAAUAGGAGUCCAAGUAGUUAAAAUCCCGAUUUAAAUCCUAAAAUCCUACGCUUUUACGAUCUUACUUACCUAUUUCGAUUCUGAUUUCACUAUGAAAUCUAUGGACCUUAAAAUCCUCCACUAUUCACGAUUUAAAUCCUUAAAAUCUUUAAAAUCUCACGAUUUUACGAUUCAAAUCUUUGAGUCAAUUUUACUUAUUUUCCCUAAAAUUUGCAAAAUUACGCCUCUUUUUCUUCUCCUCCACCAACAUCAUCUAGUUCUCUCACACUAACCACCAUGGACUAUAAUCAAUUGACAUCAACGUAUUGAUCUCAUUGAUUCACCACCUCUUAACAUUAAUCUUGAUAAAUUGGAACAUUAACCUUGAAAAAUUAUCAUUGUAAGUGUUAUGUGCUUUUGUGUUAUUCAUGAUUUUCCUUACUAAUAUUAUUCCGUCUUGAUUUUUAUAUGGACUUUAAAAUCCUACGAUUUUAAGAUUCGAUUUUACGAUUCCAAUUUUACCCUCAUUUUCGAUUUUACAUAAAAUCCCGAUUUUGACUGCUUUGGGUCCAACAACAACUAAUGGUUGAAAUAGACCACAAUAUCUGUGGACAUGGCAUCCUCCCUCAGUCUCACACUUCAAGGUUUUUGGAUGCACUGCAUAUGUGCAUGUUCCCAACCAACAAACAAGAAAGUUAAAUGAAAAGAGCACCAAGUG